ACGCCGUCCUCCGUACGCACCUCUUAAUCGACACAAUGGCUGCCCUUUCCGCUGCUACCUCCGUCUUCGCCGGCAAGGCCGUCGUCGCCGCCCCCGCGGUCCGCAAGGCCGAGAAGGUGUCCGUCGUCGUCAAGGCUGACAUGUCCAAGAAGGCUGUCUCCCUCGCCGUCGCCGGUGUCGUCGCGUUCUCCGCGAUGCCCGCGCUCGCGCUCAACCAAAUCGAGCUCCAGGACAAGCGCGUCACUAACAAGGAGGGCCUCCAGCUCAUCUACGAGGCGCGCGACCUGAACAUCGCGGAGAGCACGCGUCAGGACGGCCCGUCCCGCUUCGCCUUCCAGAAGCUGAACUCCAACCAGACGAAGGCGCGCGCGACCGAGUCCCUCAACCGCAUCAACAAGGACGUCCCGGAGUACGUGGAGAAGGCGUACUGGUCCCAGGCCGGUAUGGAGCUCCGUCGUCAGCUCAACACGAUGCGCUUCGACAUCAACAACCUCGUCGAUGAGAAGGGCGGCGACAGGACGCAAGCGAAGAAGUUCUACCAGGCCGUCGAGGCGCUCGACUUCCAGAUCCGCUCCAAGGAUAAGGAUGGCGCCACGGCUGCCGUUGCCACCGUGCAGGAUCUUGGCAACGCCCUCCUCGCGUCUCUCGUGUAAAUCGCCACCGUGGGUGAUUAGCAUUUAGAGACAGGGAAGACAGAAGCAACAUUUUAAUGAGAUUGAGGCAGGCGCUGCGGGUGCAGCGAUAAAAACC
Micromonas pusilla CCMP1545 is the source of this 750-nucleotide messenger RNA. RefSeq names its product oxygen-evolving enhancer protein 3, chloroplast precursor (gene PSBQ). The record is from RefSeq and is a predicted model, not a curated record. The transcript is spliced from 2 exons. Lineage: Eukaryota; Viridiplantae; Chlorophyta; Mamiellophyceae; Mamiellales; Mamiellaceae. Gene Ontology annotation, molecular function: calcium ion binding. The coding region runs from base 36 to 653 and encodes 205 amino acids. Gene Ontology annotation, biological process: photosynthesis. Gene Ontology annotation, cellular component: photosystem II oxygen evolving complex; extrinsic component of membrane; photosystem II.